Molecule: messenger RNA, 2709 nt
Organism: Penaeus chinensis
Lineage: Eukaryota; Metazoa; Arthropoda; Malacostraca; Decapoda; Penaeidae
Product: dehydrogenase/reductase SDR family protein 7-like
Exons: 8
Coding region: 188-1231 (347 amino acids)
Cellular component (GO): membrane
Molecular function (GO): oxidoreductase activity
Source: RefSeq, a predicted model, not a curated record
UCGGUUUCACGCGGAGCACAAUCCAAUAUAUUGUUUUGUUUACGUCAAGGAAUCUCAGUGUAAGGACAAAAGCGAAGGGUGUGCGUAGGACAAGCUGUGCUUUCUAACUCCAAAGCGUGCCAGGCAGUUAUAUAUUGUUUCACGCUGUGAUGAUGGAGGACUGAGGGGGGAAUUGAACGGCAAAAGGAUGUGUGAAAGGAGGUCGGGAUGGGCCUGGCUCAUGACUUACUUUGUGUCGACGGAGAAGCAGUCGCGUGCUCUUUCUUUUUGGAGCUCCAUUCCAUGGUUUAUUGGAUGGGCGACCUUAACAGUCAUGGGCCCAGUUGUGGCUGUCAAGAUGGCUUACAAAUUGCUUUAUGGAAUUCUUGCACGUGCAUUCUUCAGUGACAAAGCCCUCUGUGGAAAGGUGGUAUUGGUAACUGGGGCAAGUUCUGGUCUAGGUGAGGCACUUGCCCAUGAACUUUAUAAGAGAGGUGCCAGACUCAUUUUGGCUUCUCGAAACACAGAGAAAUUGGAUGAACUGAAGGACACCCUCUUGGCAACACACAAGCCUCCAGAGCUCCAUGUCCCCACAGUGGUCAAGCUGGACCUGGAGGACCUCAACAGCAUCCCCACCAUCACCGAGGACCUACUUAAGACCCAUGGCCAGAUUGAUAUCCUAAUUAACAAUGCGGGCAUGUCCUACAGGGGGGCGGUGGCGGACACGGAGGUUAGCGUCGACAUUAAACUGAUGGUGGUGAACUAUUUUGGACAAGUGGCUCUAACCAAAGCUAUCCUUCCUAGCAUGUUGGCCAGGAAGGCUGGGCACAUCUUGGCCAUCAGCAGCGUCCAGGGUAAAUUGGCCAUCCCUUACAGAUCAUGUUACACAGCCUCCAAACAUGCAGUACAAGGCUUCUUUGACUCUCUUCGGGCUGAGGUGGCUGACAGAAAUGUCCGAGUGUCAGUUAUCAGCCCAGGAUACAUAUCCACUAACCUGUCUGUAAAUGCAGUGACUGGGGAUGGCUCUUCCUAUGGAGCCAUGGAUGCCACCACAGCAUCUGGCAUGAGCCCAGAGUAUGUGGCAGAGCAGAUUGUUGGGUGCAUCAUCAGUGGUUACGAAGAGCUUCUCCUGGCCCCCUUCUCACACCGGCUCGCUAUCAUGCUGCGGACCUUCACCCCCUCAAUCAUUGCGAACAUCAUGAAGAGAAGAGCUGCUAAGGAGAAGGAUUUAUAUUUGUACAAAGAAGACUAGUGUUUAUGCAUUUUUUUUUUCUAUUGAUUAUAUUCCCCCCUUUUGUUUAUUUAUUUAUUUAUUUAUUUUUUACUUAACCCUACAAUGAUGGUACCAGAAAUCUCUGGGUGUCACUCAUUCCAGUGACUUCUGGCAACCAUCCAGCCACUUGGAGUCCACCACAUAUAGUGGAACUUCCCGCUUGACUCACUCUAGCGUGUCAUGAUGUCUAUAGCCAUAUCUAUCAUGGCGACUUGUUUUUUCAUGGCAGCUAUAGGCGUGCCCGGCUGUAAGAGGUUAAGGAGUAUGACUUUUAAGUAUUUUUAUUACUUGCUCUUUUUUAACCAAAGCCCUCAAUGUGGCAUGCGGCGCGCCAAAGGGCUACGAGCCGGUGAUUCGGCUUGAUGUACCAAACUCCCGCGCUCAAAGUCGGCGCGUUGCCAUUGAUUGGCAGAGUGUAGAUUUUUUUUUUUUAAAGUUUUCUUUACCCGUCACCAAAGGGUUAAUAACAGAAGGAAUCAUUAAAGUUAUUUUGGAGUUUUUGCAUGAUAAAACAGUUGUAUAUCAUUUUAUAAUAUAAAAAAGUGGAAUUAUGUAGGAGAAAGUCUGAUGGAAUUCAGGGUGCCUAAUCAUGUUUAUACAAAAAAACCUUCAUCUUUUUCAGUAGUGAGAUGUUAGUGUCAUUUCUAAAGGGCACUUUCGAUGCUUGGAUAGUGCAGAAUGUUAUACAACAUAUGAUUUCUGUGAAUGAGCACAAGCUUUCUUAGAAAGUGAAUGUAAAAGGUUAUGAUUAUCAAGAUUUGUUUUGUGAUAGUUUCUAAGGGAAUGAAAUCAAGUUUUUGCUCUUUACCUUUUUUUUUUAGUUUUAGUUUUUACUUGCUCAUGUUUCUUUAUGCAGUAUCCAAAGAACUAGUCCUCUACAAAAAUCCAGCAGUGUCUUCUAUAGAACAUAUAUAUUUUCUUCGUCUUUUCUCUAGGUGUAAGGUAGCAUCAGUGGUGCUAAUUGAAUUAACAUAUAAGGAGACAGUGUUGUUUACACCAGUGGCAAGAAAGCAACAGUACUUCAAAGGUCUGGAAAAGAUAUGUAUUAUCUGAUCGUGUGCAGAGAAGUUACAUGUUGGUUAAUUGAGGGUAUGGUUUGUGAAGCUGUUACCUAGUCACGGCGAGUGAAAAUUGUAUGGAAUAUUAUAUUUGAUAUGCAUUAAUACAGAAUGCAUUAUAAUGAAUAUUGAUUAUUCAUGAUUUUUUAAAUUAUUUUAUCAUUGCUUUUUUCCCCCUUUUCCACAGAACUGAAAAAUUGCUUUGGUAAAAUAUAAAUUGUUCUCAUGUAUAGACUAUACAUAUAAAAUUAUAUUAUUUUUCAAAGGCUUCUUUUAAUAUAACUAUUAACAGUAUCCAGUUUAUAUUGGAUAAGAAAGGUUGGAUUGGUUGUAUAAUGAGUCAUUGUAUGCUUUCAGCGGCUUUAUUGAAUAAUGCAAGAAUGAAAGUGUUUCACAAGA